Molecule: messenger RNA, 1056 nt
Organism: Python bivittatus (Burmese python)
Lineage: Eukaryota; Metazoa; Chordata; Lepidosauria; Squamata; Pythonidae
Source: RefSeq, a predicted model, not a curated record
AUGCCGGGGGGCAAAAGGGGGCUGGUGGCACCACAGAACACGUUUUUGGAGAACAUUGUCAGACGCUCAAGUGAAUCAAGUUUUUUAUUGGGCAAUGCUCAGAUUGUGGAUUGGCCUGUAGUUUAUAGUAAUGACGGUUUCUGUAAACUCUCUGGAUACCAUCGAGCUGACGUCAUGCAGAAAAGUAGCACUUGCAGUUUUAUGUAUGGGGAACUCACAGACAAGAAAAUGAUUGAAAAAGUCAGACAGACAUUUGACAACUAUGAAUCAAAUUGCUUUGAAAUCCUCUUGUACAAGAAGAACAGAACACCUGUUUGGUUUUACAUGCAAAUUGCACCGAUAAGAAAUGAGCAUGACAAGGUGGUGUUAUUUCUUUGCACUUUUAAAGAUAUCACUUUAUUCAAGCAACCUAUUGAAGAUGAUUCAACCAAAGGCUGGACAAAGUUUGCCCGUUUGACGCGAGCUCUGACAAACAGCCGGAGUGUUCUGCAGCAGCUGACUCCCAUGAACAAAGCUGAGGUGAUCCAUAAGCACUCCCGAUUAGCUGAAGUUCUCCAGCUGGGUUCUGAUAUUCUUCCACAAUACAAGCAAGAGGCCCCAAAGACUCCACCACAUAUAAUUUUACACUACUGUGCUUUUAAGACUACUUGGGACUGGGUCAUCUUAAUUCUCACCUUCUACACAGCCAUUAUGGUUCCCUAUAAUGUCUCCUUCAAAACAAAGCAGAACAACAUUGCAUGGUUGGUCCUGGAUAGCGUGGUAGACGUUAUUUUUCUGGUGGACAUAGUAUUGAAUUUUCAUACUACAUUUGUUGGACCUGGUGGAGAGGUAAUAUCUGAUCCCAAACUCAUCAGGAUGAAUUACCUGAAAACCUGGUUUGUGAUAGACCUCUUGUCAUGUUUACCUUAUGACAUCAUCAAUGCCUUUGAGAAUGUAGAUGAGGUAAGCAAUAUCAGUUUACUACAGUUGGUCAGAUUAAUUCAAUAUGGUCUAUACAAACAUAAACCUGUUGCUCAUAAACUCCCAGAGGCCCCACCCUAUUUAUACAGUCCCUGA